UUAUCGAACUGUCACUUAACCACUAUAACAUAAGUUCACGUAAUUAGAAACUUUAAUUGUAGAGUAUAGGGAUUACAAUGAUAUGGCAACUUUUAGAAAGUGAAAAAUAGUAGAACAUGAGUGAAAACCAAAAUAAAAUUCGAGUCGGUUCACGAAAAAGUGAACUGGCUCUCGUUCAAACUAAAUAUGUUAUAUCCCUUCUCAAAGACUGUUUUCCUGAUAAGGAAUUCGAAAUAGUUACUAUGAACACUUUAGGGGAUACAGUUCUUGACAUAGCACUGCCAAAAAUUGGUGAAAAGUCGUUGUUCACUAAAGAAUUAGAGACUGCCUUGGCCUUAGGAACCGUGGAUUUCGUUGUGCAUUCCCUAAAGGACUUACCUACUUGUUUGCCCGAGGGUAUGGCAAUAGGAGCUGUAUUAAGCAGGGAAGAUCCGAGAGAUGCAUUAGUGCUGCAGAAAAACCUCAAAAGCUCUCUAAAUUUAUCAAAUUUGCCCGAGAACAGCGUGAUUGGCACGUCCAGUUUACGAAGAACUGCUCAAUUAGCGAAAAAUUACCCUCAUCUUAAAGUCGAGAACAUCCGCGGUAACCUUAACACCAGAUUGAAAAAACUCGACGACUUAGGAAAAUAUCAAGCCAUCAUAUUGGCCGCAGCUGGUUUAAUAAGAAUUGGUUGGAAAGAUAGAAUAUCGAAGGUUCUAUCGGAGGAUGAGUUGCUGUAUGCCGUGGGCCAAGGGGCCUUGGCUGUCGAAUGUAGAGCUGAUAAUAGUAACAUAAUAAAGCUUUUGGAGUCUCUGUAUCACUUGGAGACUGCUUUAAGGGUUACCGCAGAGAGGGCUUUUUUGAGGACACUAGGUGGCGGUUGCAGCGCACCAGUAGCUGUUUCUUCUCACCUCAAGGCAGUUGAAGAAAAUCAGUUUGACCUGGUUUUGAAGGGUGCUGUUUGGUCUCUAGAUGGAAAAGAAGAAAUAUUAGACACUGUUAAUACCACGAUUAAGGUCAAAACGGACUUGAGGUGCGCUUCGUGUCCUCGCAGAGACAAGUCUUUUCGAGAUAUCGAGAAUUUAGAUUGUGGAAAAUGCCAGGAGUACAACAACGGAGAACCAGUGGCAAAGAAGAUCAAAUUCGAUGAUAUACCUUCAGUAUUACUCAAAACCGAUCGUUGUCCCGUGCAAUUGCCGGUAGGCUCUGAUUUUAUGGCGAAGUGUCCUUACUUAGAGCAUCAAUUGGACGGAUCGUCUGAAAACCUCAAUUUAAAUAUGUCGCAGUGCCCUUUUUUGCUAAAUAAAAGCGCACACAUUCCGGAAACGAUAAUAGGAAAUUCUAGUAAAGAAUGUUUCGAUGAUGAUAAUUUAUUCUGCGGAUUGGUUUUGCAUAAACAGGCGACACUCGAAGGCAUGACAGCCGCCAAAGAGUUGGGCGUAAAAUUAGCGAAAAAACUAAUAGCUAAUGGUGCUCUAGAUAUUAUGAAGAAAGCUCAAGCUAUUGUUCACGGUAAAAGUAAUUAAAUUUAAGUUAUUAUGUAGUCUUCUGUUGGGGUUAGUUGUGUUUUGGUACUUUCGGAUAUUUUAUAAGUAUCGUUCUCUAUUUUUAAAUUUUAUAUUCUCCUGUUGGUUUUAAACAGGUGGAUGUGUAGCAAUUUGUUUUUAAGUGAAAUUUUAAACCUAUUUGAAAUGAUUUUGCAUUCUGCAUACAUUGUUAUAAAUAAAUUAUUUAACAUGUUUAA
Molecule: messenger RNA, 1723 nt
Organism: Phyllotreta striolata
Lineage: Eukaryota; Metazoa; Arthropoda; Insecta; Coleoptera; Chrysomelidae
Source: the annotation of a GenBank genome assembly